Molecule: messenger RNA, 436 nt
Organism: Trichechus manatus latirostris (Florida manatee)
Lineage: Eukaryota; Metazoa; Chordata; Mammalia; Sirenia; Trichechidae
Gene: IAPP
Product: islet amyloid polypeptide
Exons: 2
Coding region: 1-246 (81 amino acids)
Cellular component (GO): extracellular region
Molecular function (GO): hormone activity
Source: RefSeq, a predicted model, not a curated record
AUGGAGUACAAGGGAUAUGAAGCCUCUGAUCUUCCACAUUUGUUUUAUGUUACCAGUCAUCAGGUGGAAAAAUGGAAACGCAACACUGCCCCUUGUGCAACCCAACGCCUGGCAAACUAUCUACUUCGAUCCAGCAACAAUCUUGGUGCCGUCCUCCCGCUGACCAGUGUGGGAUCCAAUACAUAUGGCAAGAGGAAUACAGCUGAGGUUUUAAACAAAGCACCAUUGGAUUACUUACCCCUUUAGAGGGCUACGUAGCUCUGAAGUUCUCAUUGUUUUAUGUAUAAAUUCUGUAGGGAUUUUGUAUGAUAUAGUAGUGACUUUUUCAUUUCUAGUGUGAAUAUAUGAGCCUGUGGGUCCCAUAUUUCAGUUAUCAGACAUGCAUAACUAUUUUGUUAAGAAUUGUUUUAAAUUUAUUGCUAAUCAAAAUCUCAUA